Messenger RNA from Menidia menidia (Atlantic silverside), 279 nucleotides. NCBI's taxonomy places the organism in Eukaryota, Metazoa, Chordata, Actinopteri, Atheriniformes, Atherinopsidae. The record is from the annotation of a GenBank genome assembly.
CUGCUGAACCUAAAGAGGGAGUUCCAGCACCACAAGGACAAAAUCCACGAGUACAACCUCCUGAUGGACACGGUCAGCCGCACGGAGGAGUUUCGGGAGCCUCGUGUGAUUGAGCUGUGGGAGUCGGCAAAGAGAGCAAACCUCAGCCGGGACGAGCUGGACUCCCUCAAGGUAGAGACCCUUUUUAUAAAAGAAAAAAAUAGAGAUUCCUCAGCUCUCUUUUUCUCUAACUACUCUGUAGCCGACAGGUCAGCUCACAGAAACCUUCAGGGGAAGUAA